AUGCGCCGUGCGCAGACCUUGAGGCACAAUGGCCGGCCUUCCCUCGCCCUAGGCGCAGAUGAUCUUGGUAUGCUGAGAGAGAAUCCGGACGAGUCCACAGAGGAUAUAUUGAGACGACAAUUAUUGGAGAAAGACAGAGAAAAUGAUAAGCUCCAGACACAGAUACAAUCACUACAAGUACAACUUGCACAGCGACCACCGAUCGAGACCAUUCAGGCUUUGGAGAAAGAAUACAAGAAUCUAGAAUUGAUUUUGCAAGGCACACAGCGAGAAAAUGAGAGGGCGAUGACCGAGCUAGAAAGAGGGAAGACGAGAGAGAAGAUGUUGGAGCGUGAACUGGCUAAAUUGGCUGGGGAAAAUUGGCAGGCAUGUUUAAGGCGCACUGCAUACAGCGCCAACCUCGAAAUAGCACCCUCUUCAGCAUCAGCUUUCGUGGCUCGAUCUCUGAUUGCAGGGCCGCCACAGGGCUCCAGUCCAAAGGGCUCACAAACUAAACACGAGGCCUCACCAGCAACUGCAGAGGCCACUUUAGCUCAUGUUGAACAAAUGCGGCUUCUAAUUCUUGGCAUGCAGCAGCGGCUGCAAACCAGGGAGGAGACAUUAACCAAGGUGAUUGAGAGAGCGGAAGGCGAGGGUAUGAAGUUCGAGGAGUUGCGCCGGAGCAUGCUAUCUGCCAAAUCUUGAACUGAAAGUGGUUUCUGAUGUGAUUGAUUUUCUAGUCCCCUUGCUUUGAUCUUCGUAUACCCUCGCUGUGUUUGAUGCGCAUUGUACUUGUACUCUGAAUUGUAGGACCCUUUCCUGUUGUGUUGAUGCAUGGUACGCUAUUUCCUUAUCGAGCGAGACUUAUAUUAUCUCUGUCGCCAAACAAGAUCCAAACAACAACAUUCCUCCACCUCCCCCACACUCGUCCCCUAUCCUUCUCAGCCAACAUGCCCGACGCUGAGCCCAUCAAGCCCGUACCAGCUUCCAAGCUGGGGGAGUAUACCGUUAUAUCAGAAAUUGCGGAGGGCACGUUCGGAAAGGUUAAGAUGGCGACGCAUACACUUACGGGUCAUAAAGUCGCCAUGAAAUUUAUUUCUAAGCAGGUCAUAAAUGCUACACGAACAAAGAACAGAGUGCAGCGCGAAGUAGAAUAUAUGCGUACUCUCCGGCAUCCACACAUCAUCAAGCUUUUUGAGGUAAUUUCAACACCGACAGAUAUCAUUAUCGUGCUCGAAUAUGCUGGAGGCGAACUCUUCAAUUAUAUUGUUGCGAACGGGCGUAUGCCCG
Messenger RNA from Heterobasidion irregulare TC 32-1, 1269 nucleotides. RefSeq lists its product as uncharacterized. The coding region runs from base 1 to 684 and encodes 227 amino acids. The transcript is spliced from 6 exons. The record is from RefSeq and is a predicted model, not a curated record. NCBI's taxonomy places the organism in Eukaryota, Fungi, Basidiomycota, Agaricomycetes, Russulales, Bondarzewiaceae.